Messenger RNA from Drosophila gunungcola (fruit fly), 2020 nucleotides. RefSeq lists its product as uncharacterized. Lineage: Eukaryota; Metazoa; Arthropoda; Insecta; Diptera; Drosophilidae. The transcript has 3 exons. The record is from RefSeq and is a predicted model, not a curated record. Bases 70 to 1221 code for a protein of 383 amino acids.
GCAGCACUGUUUUCGACUUUAAUUUUGAGCGCAUUUUACGACGCACGAAAAACAAAUAAAUGUAUUUAAAUGGAGAAUGCAUUUAUUAAACGGCGCUCUUUGACGCUUAGCACUCGUCUGCUGCAGAAACGCCACAGUGCUUCGCCACAGAGCUGCGGGCGCCCAGGAAGCGGACACGAUGUGAGCGUCUCCCUGGAGACUCCUGGGUCGCCCAACGCCUCCUCCAUGGUGGGCAACACUUCGGACGUCGAAUGCACGCCGCCGCACAAGCACAAGGCCAGCCUGGACGACAGCGUGGACUUCUCGCCCCGCCUGGACAUCAGCCUGUCGCCCAACUGCCUCUUCUCGCAGACGCUGGCCACCGAAAGUCCGGAGGUGGGUUGGCGCUGGAACCGGAGCAGCAACGCCACAACGGACAGCGGAUUCGAUUCCGCGGAAAUGGGCAGUCUAAGCCAACGCGAGCGGCGGCGCCAGAUCGCCUUCAAGGGCUGCGAGGAUCGGCGCAGCCAACUGGACAACGAGCAGUGGCGGGCGCAGCAGAUGCGGGCCAAUGUGCUCCUCAAGGAGCGCUGCGCCAGGCUCAACAGCCAGAUGGACCAGGUAGCGGUGUCGGAGUCAGUCCCAGCCCCCCUCCAAACCCCAAAGAUCCCGCCAACUUUAUCUGCUCGCACAAGAUCAGCCUGCAAGCGGGCUUCUCCAAUUUCAGAGCCAGUGCCUCCUCCUCCUCCAGCUGCCGCCGAUCCCAUGGCAGACUUUCUGAACGACUCGGAGACUGAUCUGUUCCUCCUCGAGGCGUCCCAGCAGCUGGAGUCCAAGAUAGAACCCUCAGAUGCGUCGAAGCCAAGCACAAGCACCACGCCCACCAGCCACCACAAGACGAAGCGACCCUCUUUCUACAUGAAGUUUCUGGAGGACGAGAGCGAGAGCGAGGACUGGCUAACCGCCCUGGAGGAGGCAGUGCAGCAGGCAACGAUGCCCAAGAAGCCGCGAACCUCGCUGCAGCGCUACAAAUCUAUGCCCACCACUGCGAGCUCCUCGAGUGGGGUGUCCACCCUCACCAAUGUGAUGGCCGGCAAGGAACCGGACACCUUCACAAGUGCCUCCUCCUCUGCCGGAUCCGAACUGAAGAGUACUCCGCGCAUCAAGCGCCAUGCCAGCUCACAUGCCCUGUCUCCAGCCACAUCGCAUGCGCGCGGCAAACUCUUCGGCAGCCGGAAAUGAUGCCCGAUAAGGUAUAAACAAGAAUCCCAAAUAUCAGCUUCCCCGUAGCGAGUACCGAUUGUGAUGAGCAAAGUUAAAUUUAAGCAUUUUCGUUUUGUUUCGCUCGGCUUGCGUUAACCGUUUCCUUGACCAUUUUGCAUUAAUGCCUGUAUACGAUUACGCUAAUUGAUUCAUACGGCUCUUAAGCGUCUUUGUAAAUGUAAAUUUAAGGCUAAUUAAAAAUUAAUUGUAAUUUAACGCAGGUCCCUCAAUUGCCGCGUCGAAUGUUUGCGCGCGACGGUUCGGCGCAUGCGACCCGCCAUAUGCUCGGCAUUAUCGGGCUGGCGAUGCGCCGCCCACCUGCACAGGUGUCAGGGACAGACAGGUGGAUGCGACUGGUCACCGACAUCCAGCGUGAUGUUGUCGGUCCCCGGUUGAGCUUUCAUUCACCGAUAGGGCACGCGUUGAGUGCGAGAGUGUUUUAACUUAAUUGAAAUGUAGACGAAGGAUUGCUGUUUUAAUAUUCCUCAGUAGUUAUACAUAUAGGUCAGCUCGAAUUCACCUCCGCUUUAAGUUUUUUGAAAGGCAGCUUCCUAACUAAUAAAUUUUCAUUUAAUUGUGCAUGUACAUAUGUGCAUCAGUCAGUCGGUGGAGAACCAAAAUCAUUUAUAAUAAAAAAAGGGAUAAUUCAUAUUUUUGUCUAGGAAAUAUAUAUGCAGAAUGUGGUACAGCAUGAAAGCAUUUUGCACAGCAGUGAAAAAAUAAAGUAUAUUUUAGUCGGGACAUUCAUCUUAAGCGAUCUUUCGUUCUUUUCCAGAGU